UUCAAAAUGGCGGCUUUAACGUUCACGGACAAGACGCAUCGUGAUACAAUAGAAUUAUUAUUUAAUAAAAGGAAAGUAAUUAGUAUCAAGAGAUUAAACAGUAAAGUGAAUUGACCAAACCAGAAGCCACGAGUAAGAAGAACAAGAAGAAGGAUUAAUUAAUACGAAAUUUUGAUUAUUCUACUAGAAACACAACUUUGACAACUUUGCUAUUGAUAGAAUCCAAUAGAAACAAAAGAAGAUAAUUAAUCUCCUGGGAUAAUUGCACCAAGCAAUAUUGAAAAGUUUGACAAAUAUUCGGAAGACUUCACUAAAAACAAAGCAAAUUUUCAUCCAAGAAAUAGUAAAUUUUUCCUCAAUUCGAAAUUGCGGAGAAUUGAUAAUAUCGAUCGGACGUUUAUACUGAUUUGAUUCGACAACAAAAAUGGAAAAGUUGGAGUAUAGGCAUUAUUUUCAUUACACAUUUUCGUAAAAUUUGUAAUUGUAAUGGUCAAGGGAAAACUGAUGAAAACUAACAGAAGGGAAUUUAUUUCCGGAUGCUCGUAUAUUUGUCGGAGAGAUGCAAAAUUCGGAUAAUUGUUCUCAAUAUGACGUUGACAGCUUUUGGAACCACUCGCUUGUCGGUCAGCUCGAUUAUCUGCGAAUGAAAUCAGUACAUAAAACUAUUCAAUUUCAAUUUGUGCGCAAAUGAACAUUUUUCCGAAAAUAUUUCUCGCAACAAGAAAAAAAAAAAAAAAAAAAAGAAGGAUUCCGCAAAUAACAUUCAAGAUAAAUUGUUGUUAAGAGAGCAUGAAAGUGGAAAGUGGAGUGGCGACGAGUACAGCCCUCCAGAAGAUCAAGGUGAAAGAAGAAAAGGAAGAAUGCAGCUUUCAACAGCAAACAGGGACAUCUAUGUCAACAGCAACUACGACCGUCACAACAAUCACCACACACUCAAAUGCCAGCAGCAUCUCAGCAAACAAUACCACCACCUCGAGCUUGGGUACUCCUUCAAGCAUGCCAAUCGUAACUCCUUCAAUGACAAGUCUCGUGCAACCCACCCCAGUAAUUUGCCAGCCACCCGCUCUCAAGUCGAGUGUCAACAAUAACAACAAUAACAAUAAUUCAGAACCGUUUUUUAUUGAUCUCGAUCUAAAGGCAAAGACAAAAGUUACAACAACAGCAAUCAGUUUAAAGUCAUCGUCGAGAGAUGAAAGUAACUUUGAAGUUGGAAAUGAAAAUCGACAAUCUUCUCCGGCUCAAAAAUCACAGAAUAACAAAAAUAAUAGUUCUCGAUCGGAAAAUAAAGUCAAUUCAAGAUCAUCGGACAAUGAGAGUCCAUUAUCAUCGCAUCAGACUUUUAUUCACAAUGAAAAAGAUGAUUCAUCUUCAAAAUUGGAGGAAACAACGGGAAAUAGCGCCGAGGGAAAUGGAAUAUCUAAUGGAUCUAAAUCAAUUUCCUCCAUAUUUUCUGGACACAGUAAAUUGAGACGACUUCUUGGUACUCUGGUUCAUUUUGCAAUGGAAAUUUCACUUGAUACCGGAGACACUGUCAGAAGUCUCGUUCUUGGAUUAUUGAAUGGUGCAAUGUCAGCUGAGGAUUUUCAUUCUGCUCUACAAGAAGCUACAAAUUUUCCUCUUAGGGGAUUUGUACUCCCGUACCUGAAACACUCCUUACCCUCUUUGCAGAGGGACUUGAAUGCAGCCGCGAGAAUUAACAAUCAGUCGUGCGUGCAAUAUUUGCGCGCCAAUGAAUCGGCAGUCUUGGAAGCAGUGGGCUUGACUCCAUCGGGAGAAUCGGUGGAACUUUUUGGCGAAAACGUUGGAAAUGGAAAUACAAGUGUGCCCGUACAAUAUGGACUUCGUUCCAAUUCAAAUCCAAGUGUUGCCGCUACUCCACAUUCAAACAGUGCUGGAAAUCUUCAUCACUAUUCGGGAACGUCUCAUCCAACUAAACGAAGAGCUUCAGAUACACCUUACUACGAAAACGGCAAUCUGGAUGACGGUCCAAUCUACGGAAAGCGAUCGUCGAAUCAGUGGAGUAAUCACCAUCAUCAUCAGCAGCAAUCGGACUCUUCUUAUUGUUGGUAUCAGCCUUUACAUUCGGCGGGUGGAUCGAUUCAAGGACAUCCGCACUCACAUGCACAUGGUUCGAGUAUUUUGCCAAAUCUCGUGCAAAUAAAUCAACUGUCAACAUUCGGCGCUUCACAUUUGCCGCAUCAACAGCAACAAUCGUCGAUUGGUCACAGUACAAGUGGACAAAUGCAAAACGGAUCUAGUCUCGACGAUGUGUGGAAGAAUAUUUACGUUAUGCUCGGCUGCAUAUCGAGUAUGGUCGACAAGACAAAGCAAGCUCUAACGAUUCUUCAGCGAAGAGGUUGCACCAGUCCGGCAACACCUUCGACGACAAUUGCUGCCACUGCUCAAAAUGGAAGUACCGCCAGCGGGAAUUCUUCGUCGACAAAUGGCGCUCAAGUUGAGGGCGAUCGCGAGGGCAGUAUUAAGCGAUUGUAUGGCGAAAAUGUCGCGCAAACUAUUCGUGCCACUGAGGAUAAAGUUGCUGAAGUUCAGCGAAGAGCUGAGGAGGCUGUUCAGGAAGUGAAGAGAGCAGCAGUUGCGGAAAUUCAACGAGCUGUCGCAGUUGCCGUGGCGGAGUCUCGAGUGACUGAAAGACUGAGGAUUCAUCGUUUCAUGGAUUCGCCCUUAUCCCAAAGACAUUCGAGCGCUUUGAGGCAAAGUCCCUUUGUUCGAGUUGCAAAUCACGCGGCUGCAAUUUCUGCCAGUGCACAAAAUUCAAGAUGCGCUGCUUCCCUAAACGCCGAGGACGAAAAGGAUCCUCAUCUCACGAGCAUGAUGGGAUCUGGUUGUUGGAAUUGUGGACGACAAGCACUAGAGACGUGCGGUGGUUGCGGAGUCGCAAGAUACUGCGGACCAUUUUGCCAACACCGAGACUGGGAGGCUGGAGGCCAUCAUGCAAAUUGUCACGGUCUCUCUCAAGAUCUACGACGAUCAUCAUCGCAAAGUCCACCACGUGUCGAUCCCUGCAGUGCAAAUGAAACCGAUAGUAAAAAUCCCGUCACCACAAUUCCCAUUAGUUCAAAAUCAAAGUGAUACGACAUGAAAAAUUACAAAAAAGAAAAGAAUCCAUUUUCAGUCUCUCAGAUAAAUUACAAACUCAAUCCUCAUUAUAAAUUGAGAAACAAAAACAAAAAAUGUAAUUAGCUAUUCAGAAUUAUUCGUUUAUAAUUACAACUCUUACGUUUACGAUAUUAAUAUUUAAGAAGUUAUUUAAUAUUAAACUCAAAUAUCCUAGUCAAUUCAUAGAUUUAUAAAAUCAUCCAUUAUGGACAUGUCGUCGACUAUAUUCGAAAAAAAACCAAAAAAAAGUUAAUGAAAUUCUAGUCACUGGAAAAUAAAGAAUUGUCGCAAUAUGUACCGAAUAUUAAAAUAUUUGUUUCAUUAUUAUUAUAAUUAUAAUAUAUAUAUUAUAAAACUUACAAUUUUAAAGAGAAAAUUAUAAAUCUUUUUACAGAAAAAAUAUUCAUAAACUGAUGUACGUUAUUUAGGAAUCUUUGCUCAACUCUAUACUUACAAUUUAGAUUACUGACUAUAAUGUAAUUUUCCCAAAUAAGAAAAUGUUUUUCUCAAUUUUUUUCUUAAAAGCAUUAAUAAUAAGAAGCAUUCUUAAUAAGAAGUUACAAAAUAUGUCUUUUCAAAAAUACACUCUAUGUAAAUGCAAUACGUCUUUCUAGAAUUAAAUGAGAAAUUUGUAUAAAAAGAAAUAAACCGGGUGCAUGAAAUUUUCCCGAAAUCAACUUUGAAUAU
Molecule: messenger RNA, 3804 nt
Organism: Leptopilina heterotoma
Lineage: Eukaryota; Metazoa; Arthropoda; Insecta; Hymenoptera; Figitidae
Gene: nvy
Product: protein CBFA2T1
Exons: 10
Coding region: 790-3090 (766 amino acids)
Biological process (GO): negative regulation of DNA-templated transcription; DNA-templated transcription
Cellular component (GO): nucleus
Molecular function (GO): transcription corepressor activity
Source: RefSeq, a predicted model, not a curated record